GGGCUGCAUUUGUCACCGGCAGCGGUGAGGGUACGGCUAGGGGGGAGGGAGCUCCGUUCCCAGUACCGUCUCUUUUCACCACCGCCUUAACGGAGCCCUUCCCCCGUCUUCUCCAUCCUUGCCGCAAUGACCACCACAACCAUCUUCUCGGGCAUGGACCCCAGCGGCAGGAACAGCUCCAGAGUGCUGCGUCCUCCUGGCGGUGGUUCCAACUUUUCCUUGGGUUUUGAUGAACCAAAAGAACAGCCCACACGAAAGAACAAAAUGGCAUCCAGCAUCUUUGGAACUCCUGAAGAAAAUCCACCUUCCUGGGCUAAAUCGUCGGGGACAAAGCCAGGUGAAAUCAGAGAAGACACUGAACCAUCUGGAGCACAGAGAAACUCAACUGAUGCUAACUGUGGAGAUGUAGAUCCAAAGGGAGGAGAUGGCGGUGGUGAAACAUUCGAGUCCUGUUGAGCUAGUCGUGUCACUUCACCGCUUCACACUCCUGCUGUGCGAGAUAUCAGACAUGAGCUGGUGAGCGUCCACUUAUCGUGCAUGUGAUUUUUGCACUUGACAUUAUAUGGCUGUUUCCUGGGCUUUCAAGGGAACGAAUAUGCUUCCAAAAAAAGCUAUUUGCUUACAAACUCACAGCAUAACUAUAGUUUUAAUAAGCUUCCAUCAUUAAAAGAUGUUUCCUCUUCCGGUUUUGGAAAUGAUUUUCUGUAUGUAACUGAUUGUAAAAACUUAAGGUAAGUGUCCGGAGGGAUAUGUACUUUCUAUUAGUCAUGUCUGUCUAGGAGAAGAGAACUUGUGCCUUUUGCAGAAAUGUUUUUGCUUCUUGUUUGAACGCUGUAGUUCCUUUUGCACAUCAAAAGUUCCAGUAGUUUGAAGCGUACUUGGCAGCAAACUAACUCGGAGAUUAUACCCUUUCUGAUAAGGAAAGAACUUCAACAUCUGAUCUGAGAAGUGCCAGUGUAUGUAUCGGAUGGCUGAAGGAGUCUGUAACAAGCUGUAGAAACUUUCCGGAAGUCUCCUGUGAUAGGAAGUUUUUUGAAAUUCAGUUAGCACCUUGUACUUGAUUAAUGGGACUGACUAAAGAGAAUUAGACAGCACUUAAGACGGUCACAAGUGACUGUAAUUACAUUAAGGUGAAAUCUGGUGUUCAGUAGAAAGUUUGUCAUCAUGAGUUCUUCGCAGUACUCCAGCAGUCUGCUUGAAGCACGGGCUGCUGUGAAUGAAGCACUGGGGGCUGUGUGAAUGGGUGGCUGCCAUUGUUCCCAGCUUGCUGAGUAAGCAGGCAGCAGCAUACAUGAGCUGCAGAGGCUUUGAGCUUAAGGCUUUGUAUUUAACUGCUUUGUUCUCAUGUGCUUGUGGGUUGGUGAAGGCAGCAGAGAAUCUGAGGUUGCAUGGAAACUAUAAGCUGCCAGAGUUCUUGGAGAUUAUUAUAAGCAUGGAUGUGCAGAGGGUCACAAGUGGGUUUUGUGUUUCUGAUAAAAUCUUGCAUCAAAGGUUUUUUAAAAAGCAAUGCUAAGUUGCCACAGCAUUGGUGAAAAGCAUCUCCUGUAAUAAAAAGCUAGAUAAAAAACAGCAGGUGAAAGGCAGGAUUUAGUAAUUGCUGUUGGGGCAGUGGGAAGUGGUGCUGGGAUUAGUUUUAUUGGGUGCCUUCAUCCAUGACCUGGAAGAGGUAAUGAACAGUUAAGUCUUCGAUUUUGCUGGCAAUGGCUAAGUUUUGUCAAGUGGUCAAAAGUGCUGAUGGUGAGAAAAUCUUGCUGUGUUUAGGCCUUUGGCUUGUAACUAAUUCUGUUAAUCUGCAAAAAUGUGAGAUGCUAAUGAUCUCGUGGUCCUCAUUAACUGUCAGUGAAGUAGAUACAUAAAUUAUUUGCUAGAGUAUCUAAAGUGCUUCCUGUGAGUAAUUCCUUCUGUGUCCUGUCUUGUGGUUGUUGAGAACUACUUAAAACAGACGGAACUGGCAUGUGCUUUCCAGGGAAUGUAAAUUUGAGCCUGCCCGUACGUGGAUUUGCAUUCCCUGGUCUGCUCUAUGCGAAGUCCCAGAGGUGUCAGAUAUUCUCUCCUCUAACAAAAUUGGGAAUGUGGUGUGAAUCUUAACUCCUGCUUGUAAGUACUGAUGCUUCUGUGACUCCAUUUCCAGCACUUGCUCAGAUUUGAGUUAAAAUUAUUAGGGUGGUCACACACUAUGUACAAGCCUUGAUUGCAGCUGCUUGUCAGUUAAAAAAUAAAAAAAAUUGAAUCACUGGGGUCCCCUAAUAGCAUCUAAGAGAAUGCAACUCUUAAAUGCCUGAAACUCAACUGAAGGCAUCAGGGUUCUGAAAAAUAUUUCAGGCAGCUGGAAGUCUGUCUUGCCAACAGAUGACAGCAGCUCUGUGUGACUGUAAGGCUGGAGAAAACUCAAAGGAGUCGAUCUUCUGCCUAAGCCAGAGAAACCCUCUGGCUUUUAUCAUCCACAUCAAACACCUUAAAAAAGCUUCUUUUU
Messenger RNA from Tympanuchus pallidicinctus (lesser prairie-chicken), 2473 nucleotides. It is a transcript of the gene JPT1, whose product is annotated as Jupiter microtubule associated homolog 1. Gene Ontology annotation, cellular component: nucleus. NCBI's taxonomy places the organism in Eukaryota, Metazoa, Chordata, Aves, Galliformes, Phasianidae. The transcript has 5 exons. The coding region runs from base 127 to 456 and encodes 109 amino acids. The record is from RefSeq and is a predicted model, not a curated record.